Molecule: messenger RNA, 495 nt
Organism: Protopolystoma xenopodis
Lineage: Eukaryota; Metazoa; Platyhelminthes; Monogenea; Polystomatidea; Polystomatidae
Source: the annotation of a GenBank genome assembly
AUGCCAACUCUGGCUGUACCCUGCUCCGACCCGAGUAGGCCGCCCCCCGAAUCGCGAAAGGCCGACAUGACGGCAGAGGUGAGGAGUGAAGCAGCGCUGUCUGGAGGCGGUCGUCUGUUGCACCAUCUUCAUCCCCUUCAACAUCAGCAUCAUCAUCAUUCUCAUCAUCCUCAUCAUCAUCAUCAGCCUCAUCAUCAUCGGGCCCAUGAUGACGUGUCGGAUCGUCUGGCGAGCUCUGACAUUGAAGACGACGUCACGUCCGAAGCGACCGUCCGAUUUGUGGACGCCGGGCCGAUUCCGACCGAACCGGUGCUCGAGAAGGCCUACCGACGAUCGAGUCCUGCUGGCUCGAGGGAGCCGGUCGGACAGGAGGCCGGUCUGACGGUGGCCGGCGGGACUCUGGCUCGGCCCCUUCGUGAGCCGGUCAAGCCGCCGGAGACCUCGGACUAUGACACCUCGCAGGAGAGUCUGUCCGAGCAGGCGAGGGCGGACUCU